ACAUCUACCAUUAUACUAAAACGCUGCGUUUCGAUCUUUGAAAAUGGAAAAAUUGUAUGUGUGUGUAUGUAUGUAUGGGUAGUGGUCGACAACCUCAUUUCACUCCGACACGCACUGGUGUCAGUGUCACCGUCGAGGCGCAUUCUCAGGCAAUUUCCAACUUCUGAAUAACACACACAAGUCUCGUUGCUCCGAAUUGUUCAACUUGCGGAGUACGCACAAACGAACUGGUACGGGUAUUGCCUGCUGACUGAGUGGCUGGCAUUGUUCAUGCUUAUCAAGGGGAUUUUGAUCUCCUAGAGCUACCACACAAGCUCUAUUGAAUUUGUUGAAGAACUGUUGGAUACAAGAUGAAGAAAAAAUUGACACCGGAAGAAGGCUUAAGUAUAUUGAAUGAAGGAAUUGCAAAGGCCUUUAUGAUACUGGAUGGGUACCCCACCAGUGCAUUAUUCACUUGUGAAGAAUACAUGAAACUCUACGACUGUGUGUAUGAUAUGUGUGUUCAACAUCCUCCUUAUGAAUACUGUGCAAAGCUCUAUGACAUAUUCAAGAAAGCUUUGGAAGAUGGCAUUACUUCAAGGGUCAUCCCAGCUGUGAAAGAUAAAUCACAUAUCUUUCUGUUAUACGAGCUUUGGAACAUGUGGUCAAAAUACAAAAUCAUGGCAAAAUGUCUUGGAGGUUUCUUCUUGUACCUUGAUCGAUACUUUGUUGAAGAUCGAAAAGCAGCUUCUCUUAGUAAUCUCUCAAUUUCUUGCUUCCAUGAUCUGGUGUGCAUUGAAUUGUAUCCCAAGUUAUUAGAAGCUGCAAUUUGUCUAAUCAAUGAGGAUCGUGAUGGUAAAUCGGUUUGCAGGGAUUUGCUAAAACAUGUUUCAACUUUUUUUGUGGAAAUUGGGAGGGGGGAUAUGCGCUAUUAUGAGAACUUUGAGGGAGCAGUACUAUCAAGUACUGAAAAUUACUACAACUUCUUGGUUCCACAGUGGCUUCAGCAUUACUCAUCUGCUGAUUAUGUUUUGAAGGCUGAAUAUCGUUUGAGCCAGGAAAAAGAAAGAGCUAGCCAAUUCUUACAUCAAACCUCAGUGGAAAAGUUGCUAAGGUUGGUCCACGGGCUGUUAUUAGGUCAAACUGCAAACCAACUUCAUGAGAAACAGAAGGCUGAGUCUGGUGAUGCCUCAGUCUCAUAUCAGGAUGUGCUAUCACGCUGUGCGGGUUUGAAUCUUGGUGAAGGGAGUUCUCGUGCAUGAUGUUGUUGGAUGUGAAUUUGUAUUUGAUCAUGAACCUUAGUGAUUGCAUCAAAUGAAUAUAGAUAGAUAGAUGCUUUGACUCUUUGAACGACUUAUAUCAAGUGUCUUACCAUGUGGUUAUCAAGUGACUUAAGUUGAUAGGACUCAUUUUGUGGUGGCCUACUUGUUAUGAAAAACAAAGAAAUUGAAAUUGACCAACUACUGAUUUCCCAAAUGCAUCAUUAUUGAUAAUUUAUAAAAUUAUUUACAAAAUGUCAAACCCAAACUUACCAACUAUAGUUUAUUGUCACAAACUACCAUGUUACACAGCAAAAACACGAUUUCAAACCUAAAAAAACCUUCAACACACCAUACUUCAAAGGUAACUCACAAUACCUAUGACCAAAUCCCACUUCAAAUCGAGACACUAUUUGGAAUCCCACGACCCGUAAGCCCGAUUUCGCUACUCGGAUAAAGCAAAGUAUAAGGCAUUUUAGCGGGCCCAUUCCUAUUCUUCAAUUUCUCAUCCAAAUUCAGCUCCAAAAUCCUUCCUUCAAUCUCCCUCAAAUCCUCCCCAAAUUUCUCAAACGCAUCCAACACCACGUCAUCAUUUGUCCACUCGGGUGUAUCCCGUUGCCCUAAAAACACCUCAUCCGCCGAAUGCCUUGACAAAAUCUCAAUCAAUGAAAUCCCAAGCACACUUUGAAGCUGUGGUGUCACGGUUUUCAAAAACGCCUUCUCGGGGUCAGUCUUGAGCUCGUCAUAGUCAGCAGUCGCCGGUUCAGGUAAGAAUCGGCGACUCGUAGCGGGUCGGUUCGGGAGGUACCCUCCGUAAGGGUACUGGCCGAAGUUGACCGCUGCGUGUAAGGCGGAAGCAGUCCAUAUGAUGAUGGUGCAUGAUUGGAUGAGGUCAUCGCGGGUUUGCAUUGUGGGCCACCACGUUUCAUGUUUUUUGUCCCCGUGGCCCUUGGUUCGGACCUCGGUCCACCAUUGUUGAAGCUCGGCGUCGUGUUGUAUUUCAUUGUUUUUGUAGUAGAUGUUGAUGUAGUUUGUUACCCAUGAUUUUAUUGCGGACCAUACCUCGAGCCCAUCGACUGCAAACGGGUAGUCUUGGAUAAUGAGGCGGACCCCAUGGCGGGAGGAUGGGUCCUCUACGGCUAAUCC
Messenger RNA from Lactuca virosa, 2384 nucleotides. The record is from the annotation of a GenBank genome assembly. NCBI's taxonomy places the organism in Eukaryota, Viridiplantae, Streptophyta, Magnoliopsida, Asterales, Asteraceae.